Molecule: messenger RNA, 6685 nt
Organism: Spea bombifrons (plains spadefoot toad)
Lineage: Eukaryota; Metazoa; Chordata; Amphibia; Anura; Pelobatidae
Gene: MYO16
Product: myosin XVI
Exons: 35
Coding region: 421-6036 (1871 amino acids)
Biological process (GO): neuron projection morphogenesis; negative regulation of G1/S transition of mitotic cell cycle; phosphatidylinositol 3-kinase/protein kinase B signal transduction
Cellular component (GO): myosin complex; nucleoplasm; perinuclear region of cytoplasm
Molecular function (GO): actin filament binding; cytoskeletal motor activity; protein phosphatase binding
Source: RefSeq, a predicted model, not a curated record
CCAUUGGAAAGCUAUUAACAAGCAAGACUGUGAGAACCGCAGUGCUGCAGAAGCACCAGCAACAGCAGCAGCAUCCAAACACCUCUGAUCUGAAUGAAUCAGGCUGCACGCUAUAGUUAAAUUUUCCUACCCACAAUGAUGUAGGAUUAAAAGCUCUGCAUAUAAAAUAUGCUUCACCAGCACGUGCAGCGGCUAUGGUUGAAGACACACAGAGGUCUAGCUGUAACUUCAGCAGGCAGGUGAAAAUGAAUAGAAAAGCUGUUUGGUAUCUUUCUUGGAAUAUAAGCUUCAAUAAAUAAUGCAUUCAGGGGUGAACUGGAUACCUGAUUGUAGGAGCUAAAUAAUGCACAUCUAUACACAAGAGUUCUAACAGCAAAGAAUGCAGACAACUGUUCCAAGGCUAUUGCAGCAGAUUAAAGAAUGUCUCACUAUCAUUUCAUCAAAUGUUGCUGUUUCCAGCUUUGUAAUGUUUUUCGAUCACAUGACAUGGAAAUUGACCAGUGUUUGCUGGAGUCCCUUCCUUUGGGCCAACGCCAGCGACUGGUGAAGCGUAUGCGCUGCGAUCAGAUCAAGGCAUACUACGAUCGCGAGAAAGCUUUGCAGAAGCAGGAUGCAUACAAAAAAAGGAGCAGGCAAAGAAAACACCAUAAAGUCAAUUUUCAGCUUUCCGACAGGAUACAAGAUGCAAUCAUCCACCAUGAUGACAAAGAAGUAUUACAGUUACUUAAAGAUGGAGUUGAUCCUCAUACACUUGUGAAUUCUGGGGGCUGCCUGCUACAUCUGUGUGCACGAUACGACAAUGUUUUUGCUGCGGAAAUAUUAAUUGACAGAGGAGUAAAUGUAAACCACCAAGAUGAAGAACAUUGGACACCAAUGCAUGUAGCUUGUGCUUGUGACAAUCCAGAUAUUGUCCUUCUCCUUCUUCUCUCAGGGGCCAAUGUUCUGCUGCAAGAUGUGAAUGGAAACAUAGCCCUUGACUAUGCCACAGAAGGAACAGAAUCCAGCUGUAUACUUUUAACCUAUCUAGAAGAAAAUGGAAUCGAUCUGCCCUCUUUACAGCAGAUGAGGACGCAGAGAGCAAAGGUCAUGUUAUCUGAUGUUAAACAGCUGAUAGCUUCCAAUGGAAGCGUUAAUGAAAGAAAUGACGAAGGAGUCACUCUUCUACACAUAGCAUGUGCGUGUGGCUACAAAGAUGUGGUCUAUGAACUCUUAGAACACGGUGCUGACCCAGAUUCUAUUGACAAUCUCUACUGGACCCCGCUUCAUUUAGCUGCAAAAUAUGGACAGACAAACCUGGUGAAAAUGCUCUUGCUUCAUCAAGCAAACCCCAACAUUCUAAACUGCAAUGAGGAUAAACCCUCAGAUAUUGCUGCAACAGAAACUAUUCAAGACAUUUUACUAAAAGCUGAAGCUCUGUCAGAGGAAAGAAAGAAAAGUCUUACAUCUUUAUCUACUGUGCUCCAAGUGGAACCAUAUGAAGAGAUCUUGCAAGAUAUUCCACUAGUUGCUAAUAAGCUACGUCCUCUGGCUUUACCGAUAUCAAAGCAGGAUAGUUUACUGGAGAAAGACACAAUGUUCAAAGAUUCAGGAAAAAUGUUACACAAGUACUAUUCCCAAGAAAAUGGAUCUGAAAAAUUAAUUGUUAGUAGCACAACCAAAUUAGAACAGAUCAAAUUAAUGCCUGCAGCUGCAAAUGAUGACUUGGCCACACUGAGCGAGCUCACAGACAGCAGCCUGUUGUAUGAGAUCCAAAAACGUUUUAAUAAUAAUCAAAUAUACACUUAUAUUGGUAACAUUUUGCUGCUUGUCAACCCAUACAAGGAACUUCCAAUCUACUCUUCACUGGUCACUCAAUUAUAUCAAAACCUCUCUGGACGCCUGUGCUCUUCACUUCCCCCACACAUUUUCGCUUGCGCUGAGAGAGCUUACCAUAUGGUUUUUCGAGAGAAACUACCUCAGUGCUUUAUCUUAAGUGGUGAAAGUGGCUCUGGAAAGACUGAAGCCUGCAAGCAUAUAAUUAAACAUUUGGCCUUAAGAUGUGCAUCCAGUAAAAUCUCACUUUAUUCAAAGAUUAAACAUGUAACCAACAUUUUAGAAGCUUUCGGGCAUGCCAAAACAACACUUAAUCAUUCCUCUAGUCGAUUCAUACAGUUUCUUGAGCUGCAGUUUUGUGAAAGAAAAGCAUCUUUAUCAGGAGCCAGAUUUUAUACCUAUAUGCUGGAAAAAUCCCGUCUCCUUAGUCACGCUCCAGGACAGAGCAACUUCCUUGUGUUUUACUACAUGAUGGAUGGUCUAUCUUCAGAAGAAAAGUAUAACUUAUUCCUCAGGACCACUUCUCAACACAGGUACCUGAACCAGACUAUACCAGAGGAGACAUCUAUAACGCCGAGUACACAGAACAGAGAGAAGUUAGCUAACCUGAAACAAGCCCUAAGUGCACUGGGAUUUAACAACCAAGCAAUUGAGAAUCUCUUCAUGAUCCUCUCAGCCAUUCUGCACAUUGGGGACGUACGAUUUACUGCCCUGACCGAUGCUGAGACUGCCUUUGUGUCUGACCUGCAGCUUCUAGAGCAAGUUGCUGGAAUGUUGCAAGUAUCAGCAGAUGAGCUAUCCAUGGCAUUAAUGUCAGAUGUUCAGUACUUUAAAGGGGAUAUGAUUACUCGCAGGCAUUCUGUGGAGACAGCGGAAUUUUACCGAGAUCUUCUAGCAAAGUCACUGUACAGCCGUUUAUUUAGUUUUCUAGUAAACAAUGCCAAUUUCUACCUCCAGAAUCAAACUGAUCAAAGCAGCUGCUCGCCUCUUACAAUAGGCAUAUUAGAUAUUUUUGGAUUUGAAGAUUUUCAGAAAAAUUCUUUUGAACAGCUAUGUAUUAAUUUGACCAAUGAAAAGAUCCACCAGUAUAUCAAUGAAGUGUUAUUUCUACAAGAGCAGACAGAAUGUGCACAAGAAGGAGUUUCCAUGGAAACCAUCUAUUGCCCUGGCAACCACACAACAGUGCUGGAUUUCUUUUUCCAGAAACCGCAAGGUUUUAUGUCUGUCCUCAAUGAGGAAAGCCAGUCCAUCCAUCCAAUGGAACAUAAUCUUUCUAAACGGCUUCAAUCACUUCUGGAUACAUCAAAUACGAAUACUGUAUACAUGUCUGCAAAAGAUGGAAAUGGCAAUGUCCAACCAAAGGAACUAGGUCCUGUCUUCACAGUUAUGCAUUAUGCGGGAAGGGUAACUUAUGACAUUUCUGGGGCUAUUGAAAAAAAUAAAGAUGCACUAUCCCAGAAUCUUCUGUUUGUCAUGAAAACAAGUGAAAAUCUAGUGAUCAGCCAGAUGUUUCAGUCUAAACUGACUCAAACAGGAUCCCUUAUUCCUCCAUACCCUCCAUUCAGACUCAGAGGACCCAAAGCAGCCUUACUUUUUAAAAAGACUUCAUCAACUCCAAAUGGUGAAACCAAAAAAAUACUGGAACUCAGUAAGUUAUUAAAAAAGAAAGGAUCUUCUUCAUUUCUUCAGAAGCUAGAACGAGGCAGCCCCACCACUGUGUCUAUGCAACUCAGGAAAUCACUCACUGAGCUCACAGGAAAGAUUCAGAACAGUACACCGCAUCUGAUGCAUUGUAUCAAACCAAACAAUUGUAAGCUUGCAGAAACUUUUGAUAAUUUCUACGUGUCUGCACAGUUACAGUACAUUGGAGUACUUGAAAUGGUGAAAAUAAUACGAGAUGGAUAUCCUGUGCGCCUUACUUUUCCUGACUUCUUGACGAGGUACAAGCAUUUGACUGAAAUUGUAACAUGGAAAAAACAAAAAGUGUCCCCUGAAGAGAAAUGUCGUCGUGUUCUAGAGCAGUGCAAGCAGCAAGGAUGGCAGAUAGGAGCUCGAAAAGUGUUUUUGAGGUACUGGCAAGCUGAUCAACUCAAUGACACAUGUCUUCAUCUUCAGAGGAAAAUCAUACUGUGCCAGAAAGUCAUAAGGAGAUUUUUAGCACGCAAGCACUUGCACCAGAAGAUAAAUAUGAAACAGAAUGAGAUUACCUAUGUGAAAGAAUUUCUUGAAAGUAUAGAAACUAUGGGACAAAAGGCAUACCACUCUUUGGCUAUCCAGAAUGCAUCUGAUGUUGCUCGAGAGAAAGACGGAACACAAAGCGAGGGAGAGUCUCCAUUCAAUACCAUAGACUCAUCAUCUAAGAAAGAAAAUGCUGUCAAAAGAACUGAAGAAAUAUGUCCAAAAUCCUCUGAAAAAUGUCUUGUGGCCAGCCGGUCAACCGGUCACUUUUUUUCUAGUUCAGUUCCGGUUCCCUUAAGUACUUGUAGCUCCGUACAUUCUAUAGAAGCUUCAUCCAUUAGAUCCCUGUCUUUGCACUCAGUAUUGAGUAUGGAGGAAAGCUGUAACCUUCAGUCACCUCGGAAACAACCUCCACCAAAACCAAAACGAAAUCCAACCACAAGAUUGAGUGCUUCAUAUGAAGCUGUCAGUGCUUGCCUUGUAGCGGCAUCCACGGAUGUGGAUAAUGAAGCUUUAUCAAGACCAAGACCCCAUAGUGAUGAUUACAGCACAAUGAAAAAAAUCCCACCACCAAAGCCAAAACGUAGUCCUAACACUAAGUUGAGUGGUUCCUACGAAGAGAUACCUGCACAAAAAUCAGGAGACAUAAGGACCGUCAUUAAAAAAGGAUAUCGGGAUAUUGUAACCAUAAAAAGGGCUGCCUCGGCAGAUGGACCUCACCACGGGAUUUUAACUUUGUGCAUGUACCACAAAAGUGAAAAUGAGCCAGUAUACAUAGAAAUGGUUGGCGAUGCAAAGAGGAGCUGUUCUACUGAACUUCAAAGCCCAGAACAAGGAGAAGCUGUUUAUGAAGAAAUGAAAUAUUGUAAUCCUGAUCAAACUACUAGUAAUCCCAUAUUGUCAGGAGCCUCACUGCAUAACAUGAAUUUAGUAAAAGCUGAGGACAAUGAUGUAAGAAAAAAGGUGGAAGUAAAUCACAAAGACACUUAUGACAUACCAGCUCCAUUUCCAAAUCUCCUUACCCAUCGACCACCUCUGUUGGUUUUUCCUCCAACCUCAGUCACCUGCUCGCCUGCCUCUGAUGAAUCCCCCUUAACCCCCCUUGAAGUAAUAAAACUCCCUGUUCUCGAAACAAAUAUAAAUUACUCUAUGCAACCAGAAUCGUCAACUCCAAUAUCACCUUCAUGUUCCAAACAUAAAGGAGAACAUGAUAGACCAUCUUCACCAGCACUAACUGUGUUUAGCGUGUCAAGCAAAAUGUCACCUCCUUGUACGCCACCUGUCCCACCUUCUUCAGCUACAUAUCAGUUUGCCACAAAUUUUAACUUUCCGACAGAGAACACAUAUGCGUUGUUAGCUAAUACUGGCAAAAAGACAACUAACCUGGAUUCAUUAAAAGGACUGUCAAAACCAAAGCCAAGUGCAACUGAAGAAUCUGCUAGUGCAUUGCCCAAACAGCCUUUGUCUUCUCCAGUGAAAAUUGCGAGGGCAGUACAGAUUAAAUCCCAUUUAAUUUCCCCCUCUUUGUUAACAAACAGUUUUGCCAAUUCUAGCCAAUUGACAAGUCCUCUAGAUGAACUGACAACAUUAUUCAAUUCGGGAAAGAGUCUUCUCCGAAAAUCUGCAGCGGGAAGAAGAAUUAGGGAACUAGAGGGUAUUGAAAUAAAUAUGAACCUGAGUAGCGUGGAUGAUUCUGCAACAUCAGAUACUCAAGAUAAUAAUGCAAACAAUCAGGAAAACCCAUCAUCUAAUUCUCUGUCCACUUGUGCUGCAUUUGAGAAUGGAAAUUCUGUAACUGAUGUAACUGUUGAAGACAUGAACAGCCGAUUCCUUAGCAGCAACUCAGCCAGCUCUUCAACGUCAAGGAACAAGGAAAGCCAUAGCAGCCAGGUUAUUCAUCAUCUAAGGUUAUCAGAAAAUGAAAGUGCUGCAUUACAAGAACUAAUGGAUUGGAGGCGGAAACUUUGUGAAGAGAGUCAAGAUGAAUGGCAGAAUGGCUUAACCCAAACUGAGCACAAAAACACAGCUCCCACUCAUACCUCAUAGGAUGAAACUGCCAGCUUCUAAUACAACACAUAAUAUCUUCUCUUCUAAUGAAGACUUUGUAAAUUUGUCAAUAUGGACAUUACCAAUACAAGAGAAGCUGCUCUAUAUGUCAUGAAACGAUUUUCUUCUUCCAAUUUUUUUACAUACCAUAAUGUAGGAAAAGAGAAGGCAUGAGUACUAGUUUAUUGUCUCUGUGACAACAUGUGUGUGAUUUAUGUUUUUAAAGAUGUUGAUAGACUCUAUCUAUUCAAUUUCACAUUUCUAAGCUAUCUGUUUCAAAUAUUCCAAUGCUGUCAAUCAUUCCUGAGAUGCUAUCAUUCACUCCUGAGAAAAAAAAGACAUGGUUAUUCAGAACGGUAGCGAUUUAACCUAUAUCAGAGGAAGGAUGUUUGUGUAUACAGCAAGUUAUAUAGUCGUCACUAAAUAUCCAUGCUGUACAGAUUUCAAUAAUGUAGGAUAUAUAUAUAUAUAUAUAUAUAUAUAUGUAUAUAUAUAUAUGCACCAUGCAUGUGUGUCUUUGCAUUCUUUAUAAUUUUAGUAUAUGUCUGUGGAAAUGCAAAAAAAUCCAUGUUUACUGCCACAAUUUUAUAACUAUUCAAGUGGUGCUGUUUUCCUUCUUAAGAUUCAGGUAAUAAAUAAUGUACUACAA